UUGAACACUCCAAAAGGUAGGAGUGUGUUGUCAGUUGUUAUUGACUGGCAACCAAUUCACAGUGUGCCCAACGUUUGCUAGGAUGGGCUCCGGCACUCAGUGACCCUCGUGAGGAUUAGCGACAUGAAAAGAUAUUUCUAGCUCUCAUAUAUGAAUGGGGAAAAUGCUGAUUGCAUGAAAACUAAAGCACACAUGGGGGCAAAAAACAAAGGUCAGAUUUCAAACCGGUGACCAAAAAUAGUUCAAAACCGCGGGUGUAUAGAAUCGGUUCAAAAAUGUUCCAUUGCCAAUGUAAUUUAAAAAAAAUAAUACCGUAAUUGAGAGCUGGCGUACACAAAAGUAAACAUCACAUUUUGGGCCAUUUGCACUCAAGUUAUUCCAAAUCUUGAUAUUGUGGCAUGCUCGUACAUGAUCCAAAAUGUGAUGUAGACACCAGGUUUUUAUAAGGCCUUUAUAAAGUUUGAAAUGACCAAAGAAAAGCACUUGCUCUAUAUAGAGUUAAACGAUAUAUUUUUUUCUUCCCCGAAACAGGCAAAAGAGGGUUCAAACCUGCAGCCACAAAUGUACAAUUGUUAGUGUGGGAAACACAAGCCAAACGGAGUACACGCCCCACCCACAUACACCUUGUGCGGUUUGCACUCAUUUCCUCCAUCCAUACGUUUGUUACACUUCAGCAAUAUUCUCUCACCAUGCACCUCUCACACUAGGCAGGCAGGCAGGCAGGCAGACAAACACAAAACAGCCGGUUCCCACGGUGGUGGGGGUGGCAGAGCGGCGUGUCAAUCCGCGCGCAGCACAGCACAGCGUCACCUCUUUUCACUCACAGAAAAAGGAGAGAGAGAGAGAGAGGAAGUAGAGCGGGCCCUUUUGUUAUGUCAAGUCCCACGCAGUCUAGUCAUUUGAAAACAAGUGCAAUAUAUCCGCACUUUAUGAUUUAAGAAGCCUCCUGCGCGGCAUUUGUUCUAAAUGAGAGGACGGCGGGUUGCCAUUUGCCUCACUCAUAUCAUGUCGAUCACACCAUGCUGGAUUGGACCCAUUUGUACCUUUUAUGACUCGAAACUUCAUGGUAAAAAAAAAAAGGUUUAGUUGAUCAAUUCCUUGUCUGCCUGGAACGAGUGAACGUUUUCGGAUGAAUAUUUUUAACAAAUGACCUGGGUUUUUUCAUUCGGUUCGUUUUCUCACCUUUAUUGAUAUGGGAGUUAUUAAAUAUUGAAUCAAAGUCACCUUGAAGAUUGUUAUCAAAAUGGAAGAAGCCAAUAUGACGUAGUUUAAUGAAUUUUUGAGGGGGGGAAAUCAUGACACAGACAGAUGGCUAUCUAGUUGCCGCAUAGUACUGCAAGUAAGAAUUGGAGGGGGCCCCCCUCGGACAGAGUCAAACCACGCCUUCCUCCUUCUUCUCGCCGGUGUCGGCCUAUAACCUCGCCGGGUUUCCGCCCAUUCCUCCACAUUUGCCCAACGCCCCUCCCUCGUAUUGUCAUGCAAAUAAAGGACGUGUAAAAGAUUCCCCCAGAGCGGAGCCACCAGCCAGCCAGAGCUCAAGGAGGACGCAGCAGAGAAGACCGUACGCUGGCGGAAUUCUGUCCCCCCCGUUUUGUUUGUUUGUUUGUUUUUGUGUUGUUGUUUUUUUUUUUUUUUCCCGGCGUUCCGGACACGCUUUCGUCACACAGGCAGACUCGCGUGAGCAGCGGACGCGGACGCGGACGUGGGAGAAGCAAAGAGGGAGCGUGAGCCGAGCCCAGCCCAGCGAGGUGUCUCUCUAUCGCAUCAUCUGCCGCUGCUAGGAAACUGUACAGACCGCCCCCGCCCAGUCCAUUCAGCACACGGGAUCAUCUACCUUGAGGAUCUGUGUGUGUUAGGCUCCUUUUUUUGGGGAUCUAUAAGGAAGUGUGGCCAAGCGCGAGAGCUCUUUUUUUUUUUUUUUUUUUUAAAGAGCGGAUUACCGGGCGGCCCCCUGCCCUCCCUCCCUCGUCUUUCGACGCGACGCAGCCAUGAGCCAGGCGGACGUGUCCACAUGCUCGGCCCCGCAGAGGGUGUUCCAGGAAGCGGUGAAGAAGGGCAACACCAAGGAGCUGCACUCGCUGCUGCAGAACAUGACGAACUGCGAGUUCAACGUCAACUCGUUCGGACCCGAGGGCCAGACGGCCUUACACCAGUCCGUCAUCGACGGCAACCUGGAGCUCGUCAAGCUGCUGGUCAAGUUCGGCGCGGAUAUCCGACUCGCCAACCGCGAGGGUUGGAGCGCCUUGCACAUCGCCGCCUUCGGGGGGCACCAGGACAUUGUGCUAUACCUCAUCACCAAGGCCAAGUACUCCUCUGGGGCCCGGUGAUCGCUCGCUCUCUCCCGGCAUCCCUCCUCUCUCCCUCUCUCUCGCUCUCUCACUCUGCUGUGCGUGUCAGGUCAAAAUGAGCAACGCGAAAUGGCCACUCCAAACAUGAGUAGAAUCGUUCAAUAACACGCAUUUGGUUGUUGGUACUAUAAAGCAGGGGUGGGGGACAAUUUCUUCAGUCCUCCCAGCCACACACUCAAUUCCUGACAGGAGGAUCAUUAGUGGAUGUUCUUCAAAUCUUCGCGAAUGGGGUCCGCAAGCCGUAGCUUGCCCACCCCUUUCUUAAAAGCUUUCCUCUUGAAUGUGUCCACUAUAAAAGGUGCGUUCCACUCAUUGUUGAUUCACCCCUCCCCGUUUUCAAUCAUGCUCAUCGUAGUCCUCGGAAACAAGCAUUUGAACUUAUUUAAAGUGAAUUAGGGCACUUGAUGCUGGAAAUUUUGAAAGGGAAAAGAAGACGGGCAACAUUAUUUUUCUCAUUUAACCAUCAUGAUUUAGCAACAAAUGGUUUCCUCGUGGUUGUGAAGUACUGUACACCAUAGCUUUACUUUGUUUCUGUCAUUGUUUGAAAAGAGAUACAAAACUCGCCAUAAUCCACACUGGCGUCUGACUUUUUCCAGCCAGUUUACCAAUGGUCAUUGUGUUGUUACUUUAAAGAAAAAACAGCUGCUUUGUCUAAAAAAAAAAAAGAAUUGGAAUCACUUUAUGAACUCAUUUCAGUAUUUUGUUAACAUCCUCACUGUGAAAGCGGGCUGUUAUUUUUGUAGUAUUUAUGAAGGUACAUAUUCAUUCAAAAAGAAAAAAAAAGAGGAUCUUUAAUGUAAGAGGGUGAUUAAAAGCUGCUUCAAUUAAAAACAAACUGUCCCAUGUGGAGGUAUCUGCACCCCCACCCCCUCCCACCUCUGCUCCCAUUCUUCCCAUCAGGAUUGGUUUCCUUUUGUCAGCUACCUCGACUAUUAAAGUAUUCUCAUGUUGUGCUUAUGCCAUGUGUUUUUGCGCCCUUCUGCUCCCCCCGAAAAGAUCCCGCAUCCUCAUUUGGGACUGUUUUAUUUCUUACUGCAACCAAACCAGUUCAGACAAGCUAAGCAUCAGUGUGCCUUUCUGCUAUUUUUUGGGGAGGGGGGGGGGUGUCUAUUUUCAGUCAAGACAACAAGUAGAAUGGCUUCUAAAUGCAGGGAGUUUGAAUUGCACAAAUAUGCGGAGCCUUGAGAGCUUCGAGGCUUUGGAUGGAAUAGUUACUACUACUACUGACUUUUUGAACAAAAAAUCCACGUACCCAUAACAUCACACUAUGUGGCAGUUGCGGGACUCUCAAAGAUUUUUUUUUUUUUUUUUUUUUUUAAGUUGCCUGCUGCAUUGAAAAAAGAAUGAAAAAGUCAUGGCACCCAAACAUUUGAAUCAAAGCUGCUUCUUUUUUGGUCAUAGUUAGGUUUUCUUUUCAAAGGCUUCACAGCAGAUUCACGGGAAGAGUGUGUGUUCUUUGCAAGUGUGAGCUUCUCAGGAGGCCAAACUCACGCACACGCAGAAAAACAAACACCAGUAUACUUAAGCGAUUGGAUUGGUAUCAGGAAACACAUUAAAUAUGCAUCGCUUGUCUUAAACUUGAUGUUUCUUUUUUUUUUUUUUUCAAUAUUGCACUGAUGACUGUUGUUGAAGUUGGCUUUUUAUGUGCCAACAUUUAAGAAUUUUUUUCUGGAAAGAAAAAAAAAAAAUCAAACACCGCAAAAAUACUAUUGUAUAAAUAUAUGCUCCAGGUGAUAAAUGUGUGCAUUACUUUGUGGAAAUGUGUUUUUCUCACAAAGAUGUUGGUGUGUGCGUGUUAGUGUGUGAUAUAUAUGUAUUUAUACAUAUAUGUGUAUUGUCCUGAUGAUGAGAAAACUUGGGGCACUUCAUUUCUGAAGUGCUGUCUUCCUGUUUUUUAAUGAAAGGGGAAUAAUGGUAAGAUCAUUGUAACAUGAUUAAAAAUUGCACGUUUGUGUGGUUGUUAGGCUUACCAGAGUCAUAAUAUUUAUGACGUCAUGAGCCAACCACCAGAGUGGUGUAAAUGAUAUGAGUGUUGUUCUUUUUUUGUGAAGAAAAAAAAGUGCUUAUUUUUGUCUUUUUUUUGGGGGAACAAGAUGCGUUUCCAUUUUUUUUUUUUUUUCGGCUUCAUUUCAUGCAGGAGGAAAGAUCUGAUUUUCCUCUUUCAGAAUUUUAUUUUGAAUGUUUGUAACACUGUGAUGAUGACAUGAUGUCAUAUGGAGAUGAGUGCUUUAUUAUUUUUGUACAUUUGUGUACAAGCCAGUAAAGACAUCAUUAAACUCCCAACUUUCAGUGUAUGCAUCUUUCUAUUGUCCUGCGUGUGCAAAAGUACAUUCUGGGGAUAGACCGAUGUCUACCGGUCCUCUAUUUGGAAAUUUGACUUAUGUUGGCCUU
Messenger RNA from Corythoichthys intestinalis (scribbled pipefish), 4739 nucleotides. It is a transcript of the gene nrarpa, whose product is annotated as NOTCH regulated ankyrin repeat protein a. NCBI's taxonomy places the organism in Eukaryota, Metazoa, Chordata, Actinopteri, Syngnathiformes, Syngnathidae. Gene Ontology annotation, cellular component: cytoplasm. The record is from RefSeq and is a predicted model, not a curated record. Gene Ontology annotation, molecular function: protein binding; enzyme inhibitor activity; phosphatase regulator activity. Bases 1989 to 2327 code for a protein of 112 amino acids. The transcript has 2 exons.